Erpetoichthys calabaricus (reedfish) is the source of this 2470-nucleotide messenger RNA. RefSeq lists its product as uncharacterized. Gene Ontology annotation, biological process: regulation of DNA-templated transcription. NCBI's taxonomy places the organism in Eukaryota, Metazoa, Chordata, Cladistia, Polypteriformes, Polypteridae. Gene Ontology annotation, cellular component: nucleus; cytoplasm. The transcript is spliced from 6 exons. The record is from RefSeq and is a predicted model, not a curated record. The coding region runs from base 568 to 1944 and encodes 458 amino acids.
AUUCGUUCAGCGUAUUAAUUCAAAGCUACAUAAUAUCACACAUUUCCUGGAGCCUGAACCAGGGCUAAAAUGGCAAAUUCAGAACGGUGUCACUUCCUUAAUCACUAGUAAAGGUGCAAAUGGUUAUUGAACUGGUAAAAGCGACUCAUUAAACGUUUGAAGUAAACCUCGGGCAGAUAAUUUACUUUGCUUCUGCCACCGGAUUGGUCUGGCGUCUCCAGUUAUCGCGUUACUAGAAGCAGCAUUUUCACACUUUGAAGUCUCAGGACUUUGUGUUCGGAGUCCCACAACUGAAGUGCCCGGAAGGUCGAGGACGGGCAUUACGCUAUCGACUAGUGUUAACUGCUUCGAAAGGCAGGAUGAGCCGGAUGUUCAUGAACCCAACCUGGAGGUGGGGACUUACUAGGGAGGUUAACCCGAUUUUUGGCAAGAGGGAACUGCGCAGUUACGAGAGUAGGCUACCAUAGAGGAUCUCCUGCUGUCAAGGGACGGGUGUCCAUCACCUGAUAAAAAGUGCUUGGAGAGCCAACUCAUCCUAUCUGUCAGGAUACUACUGGGAUCUCAAAUAUGAAUGAAGAAUCAUUUUCAUGCAGUGAUGUUUUAGAAGGCAUUCCAAAACACCCUGAUGUUGGUACUGGAUGGCCGGUGACCAUUGCUCCGAACCUGCAGAGUGUGGUUCCUUCCCUGUCCAACAGAACUCUCUCUCAUCCCUCAUUUUAUCCUUACUAUGUGGCAUCUAUGAAAGCCAGUCUUCAGUAUCGGAGAUGUGGGGAGCCAGUCGACAUAUGCACAGUCACUCCUCUCACUCCAUCUGACUUCUACUACUCAGAUCCUGGAUGUCCCCCUGGGUGUCGCAUUCCCAACAUUGUCACAGAGUAUGAGGUAUUUGACUCCUUUCGUCUCAACACUCCUCCACCUAUAAUGGCAGUCUGCCAGGCUCCAUCUGCAAACCAAGAAGAACCUUUUGCAUCUACUUGCUCUCUUCCCAUGUCCCAGUUGUCCCAGUACAGUAAUCACAAUGGUAAUGAAAACACUGCUAGCACCGACGAAAACCAAAAGUUGGCAGUUGUUCAGUUGUCCAAUGAUGAGGAUCAGGCUGUGACGGCACUAAUGGAACUCUGGCUCUCACCCACAGAUUAUAACUCUAAUAUUGUAGUGGACAAAGGGAAGGUGAGCACUGUAAAGGAUCUACAGUUACAAGGGAUGGGCAUUUAUCUUGAGGGACAGCCUGGACUGAAUGAGCCAGAUCAAUUUGUCGGAAGCCAUGUUUCAGUUUCUACGAGUUCAAAUGUCUCCUCCCAAAACAUAAAUAGGGGUCUGUUUCCUACAGAUGUUGCUUUCUGUGUGACAGCAGCAGACUGGUCUCCGGAGAUGGAAAUGGACAUGGCGGAAUCUUCAAUAGACUCUGUACAUGAAGAAAAAAUCUCCAGAACUAAGAAUUGGGUAAAGCAAAUGUCUAGACGUUAUCCUUUCCAAGUUGAAGCAGGUGGUGCAUCAGAAGAUAAUCGCACUAGUUUUGUAUCACCAAAGUUGGGGCAGUUCUGUGGUUCAUCGUGUACAAAGGUUAAUAUAGAUUUUGAGGUCAAACCAGAAGACUUGACUAGCAUUUCUAGUGACAAACCUAUUGCUUUGCAAAAUGCACACCAUCAGACAGUGACUGAAGACCUGGGACAUUCAAAUUCACACUGUGUUCUGACCGCUCAGCAAGGGGUGGAUGAUGAAAACGGGCCAUUUGCGAACACGCAUGUCCUGGGUUAUUUUAACAGUAUUGCCACUACAGCAGGUACGGUAUUAUUAGGUUCCAGGAAGGAGGACUCUGGAGAGCCGCCAAAUUGGAAGCUACAGGAGGGUAAGGUUGUAUUGGAGGCCUGUAGCGUAAGCCUCACCCGGGAUGAAGAAAUUGUUGCCAAUGCACUCCUAGAGCUGGGCAUGUUCCCUGAAUGAAUCUUUGGAAGCGACUCUCCUGGAGCGGACGGCCAUUGGUGGUUGUGCUACUCAAUGUGCUAAAAUCAGUUACAUUGAGACAAUUCUGAAGUAACACAGGUUUUUCUUUCAGUAGUAUUUUUUUUUUUACUGUUCACAUAGUUGUUAAAGCCAAGUGCAGACAUCGUUUUGGAAUAAAUGUAGUUUUUCAAAUUGUUUUUGCCAGUUAAGGAUUCCUCGAUGAUGUUGAGAGUUUGCCACUUUUGCUGCUGCAGUCCACUGAUGGAGGAUCUCUUGUGGUGUUUAGUCUCUUCGGAUAACUUUUGCAUAUCCUCCUCUUUUAUGGACACCUGAAGUUUUUUGUUUUUGUAGAAUUGCAAAAUUUCAUUUGAAGGUGUUGGAGAAGCUACACAUUGCAUGUUAAAGACAUUUGCUUGGAUUAUUUUAAAAGACUGUCUUUUAGAACUCUUCAUGUUUAUGUACAUGGCACAGAGUGCAUGCUUUCUGAGAAAAUUGGAGCAUUAUAACGUUUGGAUAAGUAAAUCUA